GCCCCGAGCCCAGAGCGGGCCCCGGGACCCCUCCCGCGGACCCCCAUGGAGUCGGUGGCCUUGUACAGCUUCCAGGCGACGGAGGAGGACGAGCUGCCCUUCCACAAAGGGGACACGCUGAAGAUCCUCAACAUGGAGGAUGACCAGAACUGGUACAAGGCUGAGCUGUUCGGCCGCGAGGGUUUUGUCCCCAAAAACUACAUCAAGGUCAAGCCACACCCGUGGUACGCGGGCAGGAUCUCCCGGCACCUGGCAGAGGAGCGGCUGCUCCAGCGCAAUCACCUGGGAGCCUUCCUGAUCCGCGACAGCGAGAGCGCCCCGGGCGAGUUCUCCCUCUCCGUCAGCUACGGGAAGCACGUCCAGCACUUCAAGGUGCUCAGGGAGAGGAACGGCAAAUAUUUCCUCUGGGAGGAAAAGUUCAACUCCCUCAACGAGCUGGUGGAUUUCUACAGGAUGACCACGAUCGCCAAAGAGCAGCAGAUUUUCCUGUGGGAUGAGGACCAGGCCCAGGAGCCCUCAGCUUCCCUGCCGGUGAAGAGACCCCGAUUUGUGCAAGCCCAGUUCGACUUCUCAGCCCAGGAGGGCUCCCAGCUGCCCUUCCUCCGUGGGGACAUCAUUGAGGUCCUGGGCUGCCCCGACCCCAACUGGUGGCAGGGGAAGAUCUACGGCCGUGUCGGGCUCUUCCCACGGAGCUACGUCCACCCCAUCCACAAGUGA
Messenger RNA from Onychostruthus taczanowskii (white-rumped snowfinch), 717 nucleotides. RefSeq names its product GRB2 related adaptor protein (gene GRAP). Bases 46 to 717 code for a protein of 223 amino acids. The record is from RefSeq and is a predicted model, not a curated record. Gene Ontology annotation, molecular function: protein binding. NCBI's taxonomy places the organism in Eukaryota, Metazoa, Chordata, Aves, Passeriformes, Passeridae. The transcript is spliced from 5 exons.